AUUUAAUAUUAAGAGUCUUUUUGUGUUUUUUAUAUUAAUCCAAGAUGGAUAUAAAGACCCUCUUAAAAGACGCACGGGCUGCGAUAAAAAAUAAAGACUUUCAAACAGCCAUGAAACUUUCUAAGUCUAUAAUAAAACAAGACAAAAACAAUUAUAUGGCCUUAGUACUGCUAGGAAUGUCUCUUCAAGAGAUUGGCCCCAUUGAACAUACACCCAAAGCGUUCCAGAAGGCUAUAGACUUAAAUCAAGAGAAUCCGUUGGCCUGGCAAGGCCUGAUCAGUUAUUAUGAGAAAGUUGAUAAUGAUGAGCUUAAAGGCGAGCUUGUGAAGGCCUAUUUGGCCUAUUUAAAAUUGGAGGUUCAGGAGCAUAAACUCGUUGACUAUUCAAAAAAACUUGUUAAACUGAAUGGUUAUGGUGACUUAAGAGAAAUAUAUGAUACAUUAAUGGCUGUGGAAAAAAAAUGUGUUGAGAAUAGUAGCAAAAGUGAAAUAUUGAGUUUAUUAAGAGAGACUUUAGAAUUGUUUCCUGAGGACAGGACAUCUUUGGAUUUAUAUGAAUCAUUUUAUGAGUUAUUUCCAGAAAAUUUUCCAGAGAAAGCUUACUCAACUUAUUUAAACCUUUUAAAUAAAUCAGGGCAAAUAAGUGAAGUGCUAAAACAUGCUUUAAAAAUGCAUGAAUUAUAUCCCUCUAACCCCCUAGCAUUAGGGUGGAUCUGCAAGGCUUAUAACCAAAAAGAAAUUGAUGAAAAUCUCAACAUUUCCAUUGAUAAUAUCUCUGAAUAUGUGGAUAAAUGUUUGAAAAUUGACCCUAAAAAUGCUAUGGCCCUUGUUUCUAAGGCCAUACUUUUAUGUGAGCAGGGACAAAUCAGUUCUGCUAAGGAUAUACUUAAAGAAGUGACUACCCAAAGGCCUGCUCUUGUGUAUGCCUGGAUAAUAUUAACUGACAUCUUAACCGAGCUGAAUUCCUUUAAAGAAGCUUUAAUUUCACUAAAUAAAAGUCAAAAAUUGGUAAAAGCUUUGAGCAAUCCUGAACCGUUUAUUGCCAAAGUGAACAUUCAAGAAAUUGGGGUUUUAGUACUGUCUGAAUGUCAUGAGGACUGGAAAAGAGCUCUAGAAUUAUAUGUGGAUUUGGGAGCAGGCAAGUCAAAAUGCCUUACAACUAUUUUAAACUUGCACUUAAAGCAAGGAAACUAUUUUGAAGUAGAAUCAAAUAUUUCUAAGCUGAAUGACCCCAAUUUGGCUCUAGUGUAUAAACUUCGAUUGUAUAAAUGCCAAAAGAAGUACUUGGAAGCUGAAAAAAUUAUAGCCGAAGCCAAUUUAAGUGGUUUCAUGGAUUGGUGGAUUGAAGUCGGGUUGGUUUAUUGGGAAAUGGGACAGUACAAGAAGUCCCUUGAGCCAUAUUUAAAGGCGGCCAAAUGUGAACCAAACAAUUAUAAACCGUUCGUCCAUUUAGGGCAUUAUUACUCUAGAGAUGGUCAGUUGGACAAGGCGAGGCGCUGUUAUGAAAAAGCCUUUAAAAUCAACUCUUCAUGCUCAGUAGCUGGAAGUGAAUUAAGUAAAAUAUAUAGAAAGCAAAAGAAUUGGGAGUCAAACUUAUCAUUACUAACCAGUUUGACUCAAGGUUACGCGGAUAAAUCGACAAUCUGGGCCUGGCUUCAGUUAGGUUUGACUUAUUUGGAACAAGGCGACCCGGUAAAAGCCCUGGAAUAUUUAAGGAUGGUGUUGAGAAUUGAGCCGGAAAACGUCCACUGUUGGGAAUCUUUAGCUGACGCGUAUUUCGCCAAAGGAGCCUUUACGUCCGCGCUAAAAUGCUACCAAAAAUCUACGGAUUUGUCGCAAUACUCUCUCUAUGCGGCCCUACAGGUGGCCUACAUAAAAAAGAUAUUAGGUGAAUACCCGGAUGCCCAAAAAGACUUUGAAAAUAUUUUAACAGAACAUCCGAAUUAUGUUCCUGCCCUAAAAGGGUUGAGCGAGACGAGUUUGUGUCAAGCCAAGGACUGUUUGAGGGACCAAAGACUGGGCACUGCAAGGGAUUAUGCUCAGUCUGCUGUGAAUAAAGUUACUCAGGCAGUCUUGCAACGUAGCGAACUCUCCUGUCUGUGGAAACUAUUGGCGGACAGCAUCCUCCUAGUUGCCAAGUUGCCGGAAAAAUACUCAUUCUUACGGAUAUCGCGGUCCUUACUUACCCCAGACCUCUCGACCGGUGACGUCAUUUUAGAACAAGAGGAAUUAUUCGAGUUCGUUGUAAAGUGCUAUUGUAAAUCUGUGAGUCUGAACAAGGAAAAUUCCUAUUUGUGGCACGACUUGGCAACGUGCUACUUACAGUUUGGCGUACACAUAAAGAAAAACGAUAAGAGUCGAUUGUUAGAGUGUGCCCUGUCUGCUGCUCACCACUGUACCACUCUAAAUCCGGAAAAUUGGCUACACUGGAAUCUUUUGGGCAACGUUGCCAUGUUAAAAGACCCUCCAAACUACGCUUUGGCCCAGCACAGUUUCAUAAAAGCGGUUAUAGCGGAGAGUAACAGUGCAAUAGCGUGGACUAACUUGGGCGUUCUUUACUUACUAAAGGAUGAUUUAAUAUUGGCCAAUAAGGCGUUCGGUGAGGGACAAAGGGCCGAUCCUAACUACGUCAACAGCUGGAUAGGACAGGCUUUAAUAGCUGAACUAAUGGACCACUCUGAUGCCAUGGAUUUAUUUAGGCACAGCACCCAAUUGGGGCAGCACCAGCAGGGCAGUAUUGGCUACGCCCAUUGGGUGUGUCACACGUUAAUCAAUUGCCCUUUGAACAAUGAAAAUGUUAAGUAUAACAUUUAUAAUAUGCAUGCUGUGCCUGUUGCUUACGACGCCAUCACUUGGUAUACAGAAAAAAACCCAGACAAUAGCUGCGCCUGGAACAUGCUAGGAAUCCUCUCCGAAAGAAUGGGACUACUGAAAACGUCAAAAAACGCCUUUAAACAGGCCUUUGCACUAUCGGCCAAAAGCCAUAAAGACAUCGCGAGAGUUAACUACGGUAGACUGUUGUACCGCACCGAAAACUACCGAGAGGCGAUCGAGAUGUUCGGUGGGGUCCAAGAAGCGACUUUUAGCAGCGGGGCUGGGUUAGCUUUAGCAUUAUUCCGCAAUGGGGAUUAUGAGAACUCUUAUGCGGCCUACGAACAGGCCUUACAUUGGCUUACGGACGAACAAACUUCCCAAUCCGAUCUUCUGGUCGCGUUGGCUUCUAUGGCUUAUAAGUUUCAAGGACCUGAUGCAGCUAAAACUCUUUUGUUUCAAAGUAUCAAUUUAAAACCGCCUUCGCCCUGGAGCCUUUACGCCACCUUCUCGUUAUCGUUGCUGCAUAACGAUAUGAAACUGGCCCAACUGGUACUGAAGGAACUGGUGAGCUACGAGAACCACGUGAAACUAAGCGAGGAGGAUUUUACGGAAUAUAUUUAUCAUUAUUCCACCCUUCUGGCUUAUGUUUACCUUUUACAGGACAACAAAAGGGAUGCAGUGUGUGACUUAAGUAAACUCCUCCAUAAACACCCGAAUAUCGGUUCGGUUUGGAUAGUGCUGUCCCGUUUGAUGCUCAGGAUGGAGAAGGACAAAAACCGGUUGCAAGCCGGUGCGAAAUGUGCCCGUAGCGGCUUGAAGUUGGGACAGAAAAAUAUGAACGUGUCGAAGAUUUUCGAAACCUGAAAAGGAAGCCAAAAGUCUUGCUUAAAUUGUGCAAGUUACGGGUGCUAAAUUAAAAGUUGUAGUCCAGCUAAAAUGAUGUUUUUCAAAAACGGUAAAUCUGAAAUGCAGUUUUACAAAAUUCAUGUUGGUCAUAGCCAGGAGAGAUCUUGGACAUCUGUGUUUAAUUAAGAGAUAAAGAAUAAGUAUUUGCUUCAAAGAUGGGUAUAAUAUAUAGCAAAAAUACCCUUGCAGUUUAUCGAUUAUUUGUAGAGAUAAGAUACUGAGUUUCCAAUUUAUUGACAAAGAAAGACUUACAUCAAACAUCAUAAAUUUAUUUAAUUUAAAAGGCUCCCCUGUAUGAUAUCCAAAUGACGUGUAGAGGUAUUGGCUUAAUAAGCUGAGAGAUAGUGCCUCUUUUUAUAAGCCCUAGCAUAGACUUAAUUUUGAGGAUUUUUUAUUAAUACUUAUGAUACAGGCCAAGAAGAUUUGAUUGAAGUGAUUUUGAGGAAGACUAACAUAAUGUAUGAACGGUACACAUGGUAGAAAUUGUCAAAGUUGUCUAUUUUCCUAAUUUGGUUAUAUGUAAUUUAAAAUAGGCACAUUCAAGUGUUUUUACAUCACAAAAAUUUACAAUAGUCAGUAUGAUAAAUUUGUGGUAAUUUUUUGUAAUAUUUCAUGUGCCAAUUGUCAUUCACCUGAGGAGUAUUGUAGUCAUUAUAUCUGGUGAUGUAAAAUAAAAAAGUUGGAUUAUUA
This is a messenger RNA of Anthonomus grandis grandis, 4409 nucleotides long. RefSeq names its product tetratricopeptide repeat protein 37. Bases 45 to 3677 code for a protein of 1210 amino acids. Gene Ontology annotation, molecular function: protein binding. The transcript has 20 exons. Lineage: Eukaryota; Metazoa; Arthropoda; Insecta; Coleoptera; Curculionidae. The record is from RefSeq and is a predicted model, not a curated record. Gene Ontology annotation, cellular component: Ski complex.